AUGGCCCACAAACAGGACCCCGUCUCAACUCAUCAUCGUGACCCGUUUCUCAGAGGAAAAAUCCUGGAAUUAGAUUCUGAUCCCGAUUACGAAGACGUUUCCGAGCGGAGCCACAGGAAGAAUUGUCACCUCCAGCAGACUCGGCACAUCUCUCACAACACAGCUCAACAACAAGGAGAAACCAUCCGUGGCAGAAGAGGAACUCGCGUGCUCUCGCAACUAGCCAGACCAAACCCUAGCCUCUGGCUCAACUACAGGCCGCAAAAAGCGCAGUUCUCAGUGCCUGGCCACUUCAAGGACAAUGACGAUCAGCCUCUAGGUCAGGAAGAGGAACUGCUCGAUGUCAAUCAGAACAUCGGCGAAACUUGCGGGGUAUCCGGAGUCAACACUUGGCAAUUCGCGAAUACGUCAGACGAUUGUGCGGCCUAUGUAGGGCAACAGAACAAGAAAGCGGACAGAAUACUGAAGAUGCACGAAGAUAACAACGUAGAUCUCGAUCUUAAUGGCCUCGCGUUCGAAUCCUUCUCCUCCAAUAACAACGGCGUCGCCGACGAUCCCUAA
Molecule: messenger RNA, 561 nt
Organism: Puccinia triticina
Lineage: Eukaryota; Fungi; Basidiomycota; Pucciniomycetes; Pucciniales; Pucciniaceae
Exons: 4
Coding region: 1-561 (186 amino acids)
Source: RefSeq, a predicted model, not a curated record